AGUCCCAAUUGGUAUCAAGUCCUCUUUUAUUGUUGUUGUGAAUGGAGCAAUCACAAGUUGUUGCUUGAUGCCUAUAAACUCAGAUAUGUGUCUCUUAUUCCAGCUCCCGUAUAAACGCUGCUUUUCAACCCAUGUGUCCUCCUCAGCCAUGUCACAGAUAUCCUUCUUUGCCCGUUUGGGUCAACCCGAUAAUGCUCGCAAAGUGUUCGAUCAACUUCACAACAGAAGCGUUGCUACUUGGAACGCUAUGAUCUCAUGCUACUUCCAGAAUCGCCGGCCACUUGAAGCCCAGAAACUGUUCGAUCAAAUGCCUUACAGGAAUAUCGUUUCUUGGAAUGGGCUUAUUUCAGGGUACGUGAAAAAUGGGAUGGUGAAUGAGGCACGAAAAGUGUUUGGGAGAAUGCCCAAGAGGAAUGUCGUGUCUUGGACAGCUCUAGUUAGAGGGUACGUUGAGGGAGGGUUGAUAUCCGAGGCCGAAAGCCUGUUUUGGCAAAUGCCAGAAAAAAACGUGGUGUCGUGGACGGUAAUGAUGGGAGGGUUGAUUCAGAAUGGGAGAGUUGACGAGGCAAGGAGGCUGUAUGACAUGAUGCCAGUGAAGGAUGUGGUGUCAAUGACAAGCAUGAUUGGUGGGUAUUGUCUGGCAGGUAGGGUGGAUGAGGCACGCGAGAUCUUUGAUGGCAUGAAAGUAAAGAAUGUUUUUUCAUGGACAUCUAUGGUCACUGGAUAUGCUCAAAAUGGCAAGGUAGACAUUGCUAGGAAGCUUUUUGAGGUCAUGCCUGAGAAGAAUGAGGUGUCGUGGACAUCUAUGCUGCUGGGGUACACUCAGAGUGGAAGAAUAGAGGAGGCAUGGAAGUUGUUCGAAGAGAUGCCAGUAAAACCAACGGGUGCUUGUAAUGCAAUCAUACUCGGUGUUGGAGAAAAUGGGGAGGUUGACAAGGCGAGGAUGGUUUUUGAUUCAACAAAGGAGAAGGAUGAGAAGACGUGGAGUGCUAUGAUUAAGGUUUAUGAAAGGAAAGGUUUUGAAUUGAAAGCACUCAGUUUAUUUCGUUUGAUGCAAAGUAAAGGCGUCCGCCCCAAUUUUCCUUCCUUAAUUAGCGUACUAUCAGUUUGUGCAAGCCUUGCGACUCUUGACUGUGGUAGAGAGAUACAUGCAUCACUGAUCAGAUCCAAGUUUGAUGAUGAUGUUUAUGUCUCGUCAGUGUUGAUCACGAUGUAUUUUAAAUGUGGUGAACUUGUCAGGGCAAGAAGCGUCUUUGACAGAUCAUCUUCCAAAGAUACUGUCAUGUGGAAUUCUAUCAUCACUGGUUAUGCUCAGAAUGGUUUAGGAGUAGAAGCUCUUGAUUUCUUUAGAGAAAUGUGUUUGCAGGGAAUUGCACCAGACGUGGUUACUUUCGUGGGACUCCUGACGGCCUGCAGCUACAAUGGAAAGGUGAAAGAAGCCCAAGAUAUAUUUGAUUCCAUGAAGUCAAAAUACCUAGUAGAACCAGAAACUGCACAUUAUGCCUGCAUGGUGGAUCUACUGGGUCGAGCUGGUCGCUUGACUGAGGCAAUCAAUUUGGCAGAAAAAAUGCCCGUGGCAGCUGAUGCAGUUAUAUGGGGUUCUUUGCUUGGUGCUUGCAGGAUGCAUAUGAACUUGGAUUUGGCCGAAGUAGCUGCAAAACAACUUCUAAAGCUAGAGCCACAGAAGCCUGGCCCUUAUGUCCUGCUCUCUAACAUUUAUGCAACAAAGGGUAGGUGGGGUGAUGUUGCAGCAGUCAGGAAAGACAUGCGUUCAAGGAAAUUGAGCAAGUCACCCGGUUGCAGCUGGCUUGAGGUGGAGAAGAAAGUACACAUGUUCACUGGUGGAGAGAGCAAGCCCCACCCGGAACAUCAAACAAUCAUCAAAAUGUUGGAUAAGUUGGGUUCCAUGUUAAAAGAAGCUGGGUAUUGCCCAGAUGGCAGCUUUGUUCUUCAUGAUUUGGAAGAGGAGGAGAGGGUGCACAGUCUGCAUUAUCACAGCGAGAAGUUGGCUGUGGCAUACGGACUUCUCAAGCUGCCAGAAGGAACGGCUAUAAGAGUGAUGAAAAACCUGCGGGUUUGUGGGGAUUGCCAUUCUGCUAUAAAGCUAAUAGCUAAAGUCACCGGACGAGAAAUCAUUCUGAGAGACGCAAAUAGGUUCCAUCACUUUAAAGAUGGCUUGUGUUCGUGUAGAGACUAUUGGUGAUUGCAGUGUACAUAAAAAUGGCAAUGGGCCCAAGACCGCCGCCAAUGCCAUCUUAAUUAUUUGCUGGCAAAAGCUUCCAAGUUGUCAUUUGGUGAAAGCACUGGCAGCGGCAAGGAGAAACCUUGCCACGCCUUGCCAUUCCUGUAGAGGGAAGCGCGGCAGUGGGCGAGAAAAAAAAAGGGUCGCUAGGCAUUCCGCGAGUCACUUAGCUUUGCGUGGCGGAUGGGAGGCAAAAUUGAAGCAGCAAAAUACAAUUACUCUCUCUUGGAAAAUCAUCGGUCGCUCUCUUCUCGGCUCUUUUGCGCGAUAGUCUUCUCCGGCCAUAAUCCUUCACCUACAACCCACAGGUUUAAAUUGAGAAUGAUGGUAGAAGCUUCACUGAAUUAUUGCUCCAGGGAGAGAUUACAAACAAUGAAUCACAAUGCAAUUCUCAACCCAUGGCACAAACUACGCGUGUUCCUAAGAGGGGGAAUGGUUUCCUGUCGUUAUUUAUGAUUGGAUUCCCUGUGAGUCACCUGGUAAACCUGCAUUUGCCACCAGCAGGAAGAAAAAUGAAUUGUGGGUCUCUGUCUUAAAAAAAGCUUAUGCUAAGCUUCAUGGUUCGUAUGAGGCAUUGGAAGGUGGACUUGUCCAAGAUGCUCUUGUUGAUGUCACUGGGGGCGCGGGUGAGGAAAUUGAUAUGAGAAGUACUGAAGCACAGAUCGAUCUUGCUAGUGGAAGGUUAUGGUCUCAAGUGUUACGGUUCAAUCAACAAGGUUUUCUACCAAGAAGGUUUUCUACUUGGUGUUGGUAGUCCUUCAGGUUCAGAUGUGCAUAUUUCUUCGAGUGGUAUUGUUCAAGGCCAUGCCUACUCAAUACUGCAGGUAUAUCAAAUACUACCACCAUCCCGUGUAUUCGUCUAGUUUGACUUUUUUGAGUCAAAUUCGACAAACUAUGGGCAUCAAUUGAAUAAAAAUAGUAAUGUAUU
Molecule: messenger RNA, 3170 nt
Organism: Cuscuta campestris
Lineage: Eukaryota; Viridiplantae; Streptophyta; Magnoliopsida; Solanales; Convolvulaceae
Source: the annotation of a GenBank genome assembly